Molecule: messenger RNA, 1848 nt
Organism: Penicillium soppii
Lineage: Eukaryota; Fungi; Ascomycota; Eurotiomycetes; Eurotiales; Aspergillaceae
Exons: 8
Coding region: 1-1848 (615 amino acids)
Source: RefSeq, a predicted model, not a curated record
AUGGAGAAUCUAACAAAAUGGUUCAAAAAGCCUCCCUUUCCAACAUUUUCAAAGGGUGACUCAAAUGCACCCGAAAAGAAAGAGAGCGAGCCGGCAACUUCGCCCCUCACUUCACCUCCCUCAUCCUUUGUGGUUGAUAACCUAUCGCCGAAAAAUGAACAAGAUGCGGAAGAUCAGUUGAAGAUGGCAAUUCAUUUGUCAAGUCAAGGCGACAUCUUGAAACCUCCUGCAUGGGAUCAUAGCUUCCAAAGUGUCGAGUCAGGAAGCUUCAGCGCUUCUCAGCGCAUCGUAAAGAAUGGCAAAGAGAUGGACGAGCCCGUGCCCACGAAAAUCAAGCAGGUCACAUCGCCAAAGAAAUGGAAAUAUGACCUCAAUUAUCUGGUUACCGAUGCAGUGGAUGACCAAGAGGUUGAACGUAAUGUCGCUCAGAUGAAGGCCAAGCGUGCGCCCGGAGCACCGCAAGGUCCCACUGGAGCCAGACUGAAUGAAAGCGCGCUGGUUUCAGCACUUGGGUCAGACGAAGAUGGCUCCAAGGCCAGACGCACAUUAGGUGCGAUACGGAGAACUGAGGCGCUUGAUCACGACCGUACCUGGUUAUUUUUUGAUGCCACACAAACAUUACCACCAGCUCCUGAAUUUCCGCUGCAUUUGAUUCCACGGGGGGCUAUGAGGGUGGCGUUGAAAGAUCCUGCAGGCCGUGAUCGUCUGUUUGUGUCAGGCGAAUUUGUUUAUAUGGCUUUGGCCAAAAGACUCUUGCCGGAUGAGGUCAUACUGUGGAUGUUUCACUCCGUCCCCUUCGAGCGUCGAGAUGAGUUGAGCAACGCUUAUGGUCGGAUUCUCGAGAAAUUGGGCCACGGACGCUUAGAGCCGCUCAUUCGCCCAGCUGAUGUCAAUGAGGUUUUUGGAAGGUUGGGGGCUAACAAAGAUGCCCUGGAUCCGUCAAAAGAAGUGACUCCCAUGGACCAUUAUGACGCCCCUACAACUGUCGGGUCAAAAGACCAUGUAGCACUCAUUUCAGUGCUGAAAAUGUUUCGAAAAAUCACUCGAUUGCUUGCGGAUGACACCAAGGAGCAAAUUAUUCUGUUACUUUUACGCCUGACACUGGAUGUCUCCCUCACGACGGAUUCGGUAAUCUCUUCGGAACUUCAGUGGGCUAUUUGUGAUGUGUUGGAUCCGGCGAACUCGCGCAGUCAUGCUAACAAUUUGUCACAUCGAGUAUGCACCACGUUUUAUAAUACAGUCCAAGAUGUCUGUCUGCAGAGCCGAAUGUGCCAUCACAUGUUACCCACAUCCCUUGGGAUUGCGCUGCUGCGAGGCCGCCUGGCGAUUUCUUUUUUGCUCGAAAGUCCCGAGCCUCUGGUUGAGCCGCCUGGAACGUUACUUGAUCUUCAACGCAUUACCGACUUACUGACCCAUAAUGAGCGUUUCCAAGUGAAACGAUUUCAAGGGAAAUUUGACUACGAUUGGCGAGAGUUGAUUGCUCUCACUGCUCUUCUGAACAUUGCAAUCGAUUCUUCCGUGUUGGAUCUCAACUAUCGAGAAUCUCGUUCCGAACAAGAUUUCAACGCCGACCUCGACAAAUUAGCAAAUCAGAUAAAGAUAUUAUACUGCUCGAUUCAGGUUUCGGGGGCCUCCCACAUGACCCUGACGCUGGCAAAAGGGGACCUGGAGGCUUUACACUACCGGAUACUCUACUCGGUUCGGUCAAAGCCACCGCCGAAAAAGACGUUGUUUACCUCCUAUGCAAAGGAGGAUGGUGACAUCCGAAGCAUUUUCAGCAAGUACAAUACGAAAACGUCUGAUGGCGAUGGCUCGAAUGCUGGCAGAACGGGUAUUCCGAUCCGCUAG